This is a messenger RNA of Suillus plorans, 1864 nucleotides long. RefSeq names its product cytochrome P450. Gene Ontology annotation, molecular function: iron ion binding; oxidoreductase activity, acting on paired donors, with incorporation or reduction of molecular oxygen; heme binding. The transcript has 14 exons. The record is from RefSeq and is a predicted model, not a curated record. The coding region runs from base 96 to 1475 and encodes 459 amino acids. Lineage: Eukaryota; Fungi; Basidiomycota; Agaricomycetes; Boletales; Suillaceae.
CUUGUGUUUUGGGAGUAGCAGUGAUUGCUCGGGCUUAUCGUCCUAGAUCAAAGAGUGGCCUUCCUCUCCCACCUUCUCCUCCCAAUUGGAGACUCAUGGGACACUUCCUUCCCCCUCGCAAUUCAUUUCUUACUGUAGCGGAAUGGAUUAAUGAGUAUGGUCCUGUAAUUACCAUUCGCGCAGGAACUGAGAAAGUUGUCAUUAUCGGCCGCCACAAAGCAGCUGUGGAAAUUAUGGAGAAGCAGGGCAGAGUGCUUGCUGAUCGUCCUCCUAUGAAUGCUGGACAAAUGAUUACCGGCGGAUUAGCCAUUGGUUUCACAGGCGUCGGGGACAAGUUCCGUCGGAUGCGUAGAGCGAUUCAUACGCAUCUCCAGCCUAAAGCAGCUGAGGCAUAUCAGCCUAUGCAGAUGUCAUUUGCGAAGAACACAGUCCUUAAUGUUCUUGAUGAUCCAUCCGACUUCCAGAACCACGUGAUAAGUUAUGCUAUGACGACGAUUCUGACAGUGGCAUAUGGGAAGGAUACACCUACAUCUGCAACUGACCCCGAAGUCAGGGCGAUUCGUCAGUUCAUGUCUGUAUUUCGGACAGUCCUAAGCCCUGGCGCUUACUGGGUGGACACGAUCCCCUGGCUCAAAUACCUUCCUUGGUACGGCAGAAAUCUAAAAAGGGAGUUUGAGAGCAGCCGGAAAGUCUUUGUUAGUCAGAUGAACCGCUUAAAACAACAAUCACAGAGUAAUGUGGACGCAGGUCCUUCGUUCGGGAGAUAUGUGCUAGAAAAUGAACGUCUCAUUGGCUUGUCCGAGUCGGAGGCGCAUUUUCUUCCUGGCACAUUUUUUGCAGCUGGAGGUGAUUCGUCUACUGCAGCAAUAUGCACUGUGCUGAUGGCAGCUGCAUGUUUUCCCGAGGAGCAAGCUAAAGUCCAGGCUGAGCUUAAUGCGGUCGUGGGAAGCCACCGAGCACCGACCUUCGCUGAUCAAAAAUCCCUUCCUCUUUUGGACGCCUUCAUCUCUGAGGCUUUAAGAUGGAGAACGCUGAGUCCCAGUGGGUUUCCUCACCGAACAACUCAAGAUGUGAUUUGGGAAAACUAUUGCAUUCCCGCCGGAACUACGGUACUCGGUAGCAAUUGGGCUAUCUCGCGAGAUCCGGAAGUUUACCCUGAUCCUGACGUGUUCAAGCCUCAGCGUUGGAUGAAUGACCAAGGCGGCUUAAGAGACGAUCUCACAUUUUUUGUCUAUGGGUAUGGUCGGCGCAUAUGCCCCGCUUUACACCUUGCAAACAGAUCAGUGUGGAUCAACUCAGCCCUUCUGUUUUGGGCUUUCCAGCUCACUCUAGAUCCUACGAAGCCGUUGGAUGACGUGGGCUUCAUGCAUGUGGCGAUGCCACAUGUCUCUUGCCCUAUUGUGUUCACACCGAGGGUUCCAGACGCGGAGCUCAGGCGCAUCAUGCGUAUUUAUCCUGAGGUUGACACGGAAUGAGAUGCCUCUACGCCUGUGUCAUCGCCACUGAGGAGGAAAUGAAGAAGAAUCGGAAUGAAUCACCAAUAUUUCUGUCUUGUAAUAUCGUCGAUUGUGGAGUUUUUCUUCUUUUCGGAGAUCGUGUGCAGGUCUAUUACGUUCCUACACAUGUGUAGAGAAGGAAUCAUAUAAUUUUUAGAGGCCCAGAUUACCUCGAGGCGGGCCACUAAUGUUUUUUUCAGUGAAUUUCAAAACAUACUCUGACAACUCUGCACCCCGAUCAAAAUAUUUAUGAUUGUGCUCGGCACCAACAGUUUUGUGUCGGGUUGAUUUGAGCAAAGCUCACGAACUGUUGGAGUCACAUAUCACGUUUACAUUAUCGUGGGAGUCGGGAAAUAGUUCAUGACUGG